This is a messenger RNA of Paramormyrops kingsleyae, 4232 nucleotides long. NCBI's taxonomy places the organism in Eukaryota, Metazoa, Chordata, Actinopteri, Osteoglossiformes, Mormyridae. The record is from RefSeq and is a predicted model, not a curated record.
UGACUAAUGUAACAUUUUUUCCAAAUGUGAAGGUAAUGUGAAGUUUGAAAGGAGAAGUUUAAAACAUUGCUUUAUGGUGGCUUAUCAGAAACCCUGGAAUUAAACAGACUACAAACAGCUGGUGUAUUGGAGUUUACUAGAUGCUAUAGUAGCACUUUGCAGAUGAAAUUGAAAGUAAAAAGACUUAAAGAAACAGAAAGACUGGGGUAUUACAGGGUGAUUCAGCCAGGAAAUUACUGAAACUACUAACAUGCUGAAGUAAAGUGUAUAGAUAGUGUAAUGUCUAAUGGUGACCUUGAUGAGAACAAUCUCUUAAAAGAAGGAUAGAUGGAUGUAAAACCUGAGAUUGAAUGUCAGUUUCUAUUUUAUAACACUGUAGUGAAAUUAUAGACUAAAGAAAGCUUUUAAAGUACAUAAGAUAUGGAAAUAAAACUUUUUUUUUUUCCUGGUGUUUAUUACUCCUUUGGGACAAUGAUUCCUAGGAUCAGUGAAUAAUAUCCACUAAACACCCAUAUACAGGACUAAUUAUUUUUUUGCUGUCUAAUUGGCAGUACUGUAAUAGUACAAAUAUUCAUCAAACACAGUGAUGGCCCUGUGGCUAUUUUCAAGUUAAUAUUGUAACUAGUAUUAAGGUAAUUUUAGAAGAUAUACCUUAAGCUAGCAGUUCGGCCUUCCUUACCAUAUGUUGCCCUUACCAGAUACCUGUUAUAAUGGCUCACACAAUUUCUAAAUAAGCUGCAACACAUUGAACAUGACAGAGAAAGUUCACUAUUCUCUUUUUAGGAAAUUCCUGUAAUCCUAAAAAUCUUGCUUCCCCAAGUCCGCUUCUGAUGUCUUUAUAAGAGGAUUCCGGUUACCUUUUACAGUAAAAAGAAUGUGAAUGUACUGCUGGUGGCUUUAAUAUUCAACGUAAGACUCUUCAACAUCUCCACGAGCUCAGCGGUGUUGUUUUGUCAGUGUAUCGCAUAAUACGGCAGUUAGGGCAUGAGUAGUUACUAAAGCAUAGGCAAUAUUGUUGUGUUCCGGGGUGAAGGCAGGAAGAUGUGUGGUUUGCUGCAGUAAGCGUAACGGAGCCCGCAAGAAGGAGCGUCACAGAAAAAGAGUGAGAACAUCCUCCAUAGAGAGCUUCUUGUGAAGCGCAGGUGUCUCUCGCCACUGUUCCUACUGGAAUACGUUCCUCACCGUCACUCCGCAGGCGGUUUCGUCUUUGCCGGAAAUGUAUCUUAUCUCUCUUUGUUGGGGUCUAAAUUUCAGAGAAACUUUGUUGGCGUCUGGAAACCUCCGAUACUGGCGUUUUGUAACAAAUUUGUAUUUUCUUUUAUCAUUGGAUGGAAAUGAAACGUACAGACGAGACAAUGCAAACAGUUAUUGAAAUGGAGGAUGGGAAAUUGCAGUCACGGAGGAAAAGCGCCAAAGGAAAAUUCGUGUUCACUGCCCACUGUUAAGAAACUCCUGGAGCAGAAGAGGAAGCGAGAAACAGCUACUUCCCCAUCUUCCUCAACCUCCUCAUUCUCAUUAGUGACCACUUCAAUUGCCACUGCUUCUGUCCCUGUGUCACUGCCAGAACAGGAAACCCAAACAGGUGGUAACUGCAGCUAUCAGGGCAUCAUGGGAGCUGUGGGGCCCAUGUUGCCACCACCCAAUAGCGCAUGGAACCAUCCCAUCUCCCCUCAGUGCUCAAACUUGCAACAGGACUGCCUCAUUCCUUCUGUGGGAGGCUACUUUAACACUGUGGCAACCUCGCUGGAUUGUGGCCAGAGUCAGGCCUACAGCCCUGGGCUGACCCCAAGCUUCACAACACAGCAACCAGAUUACAGUUGUGCCAUGAGCAUCCAUCGCUAUUUAGAAUGCCCCAUGACAGUGACCCUCUCUGGUUCAGUUCACUCGGGGGUGCAGCAGUCUCUGAGUUACUCUUGGACACCUGUAAGUAGCCUCCAUAGUCAUGGGGCUCCAAGCCCUCAGGGAUUCGGGGAAGAGAUGGAUGCUGGGAAACUGGAUGAGGCACGAAUGUCCCUUCAGGCAAUGGACUACAGUAAGAAGAUGUGGCAGGAUGAAGAUGGAGACACGAUCCUGCAUAUCUACACGGCAAAGGGGCUGAGGGAGUAUGCUUUUGCAGCUGCGGAAAACUUGCGGGACCUCGGCAAGCUAGAUUCCAAAGAACAUAAAGGAAAGACUGCUCUGCUGGUAGCGGCGACAGCAAAUCAGCCACUAAUUGUCCAGGACCUUCUUUUGCUGGGGGCGGACGUCAAUGCCUGUGAUGAUAAGGGUCAGACUGCACUCCACCUAGCAGCUACCUAUGGAUUCCCCAGAGUAAUGCAGACAAUUCUUUCCACGGGACUGAAUGUGAACCUGGAGGCUCGCAAUUUUGAAGGGCUGACUCCCCUGCACUGUGCAGCCAUCUCCCACAGUGCCACCAUGAAGUCCUUUUUUGCCCCAAUGACUGACCUGUCUGACUCCAGCUUGCACAGCCUGGCUGAAGACAAACUCUCUUGCAUCCAGCUUCUGCUCAGUUCUGGAGCCUCCCUGCUCAGCCAGGACAUCAAGAGCAACAAGACAGUUCUACACCUGGCUGUGAAGGAAGGCAAUGUAAUGCUGGUGCGAAUCCUGCUGCAGAUUAACCUGGCAGACACACAGGCUUUCGUUAAUAUGAAGGCGCAUGGUAACACUGCUCUGCACAUGGCAGCCGGCUUGCACAGUAGCUGCCACCAGGAGGAGAUGAUCCGCUUACUGCUGAAUCACGGAGCUGAUCCCAGCAUCCGCAACCUGGAGAACGACCAGCCCGCGCACCUGCUGCAGAGUGGGGAAAAGGGAGAACAGCUGAAGUUCCUCCUCAAAAAGCGAAAUGCUGCCUCUCGACGGCGUAUUACAUCCUUACAGGACCAAGAGUGACAUGGACUGCUUUCCAGUCCCAUCGUUUUUCCCUCUUCCCUACUAAAGAAGGGGGAUCUAAUCGUAUCUUCUUAUGAGGACCAUUUUCAUACACCUCUAAUUUAUUCUAGAGUGUAUUUCCACAGUGUAUGAUCAGACAGUUAUAUUCUUUUUUCUUUUUUGAAGAAAAGUUACUUAAAAUUUUCUGUCUGAAAUAUAGUGUAUCUAGUGAAAUUUCAAACUGACCUUUCAGUUAUUUGGCUGCACUUUGUUUUUUCUAAAGGUUAAAUCUACUGUCAGUCCUGUGUUUUUUUUCCAAAGAACAAGUAAUGUUAAUGGGCUGAUUAUCAUGUGAGUGAUUCAUUAGUACUAGAUUUUUUCUUAGAAUUUCUUCAUGUUCACAUCAAUUGAUAAUGUUUGCUUUAUUUAUUGGCUAAAACAUACUUUAGUUUUAUAGGAAUAUGUCAAAAUAUAUAUUGAGGUGAAAGGGACAUGGACAAUAUGUCCAAAAUAAAUCAUUUGAAGUCAUAUGUUAGGACUUUUACAGAGAGAAACUCUGGGUUUUGUAUUCUAUGUCUGAUUUCUGAGAAAUCGCUGAAUAAUGGCAAGUAUCAUUAUUACUAUCUGAAACCAUAUUGGUUCAUUGAAAUAAUGUAUCAUAAGCAUGCAUCACACUGUAUCAGUGUGCUAGUGCUUCACAAAUCAAACCUCAAUUGUUAAAUACAAUUAUUUUUAUUUAAAUCAAGGGAACCUGUGCCUUAGUUCUUUAACUUUUCCAAUUUUUCCUGUGGGAUCCAUGUUAUUUAUAACAUCCUUGUGGUGUGACUGCAUUUGCAUGAUUUUAGGAGGCACGAGAAUCUUUGGUUCGGCAAUUCCAAUCCUACCUUGUCUGCCGCUAGGAAAUGUAAUAUACUGUGCCCUCCACAAUUAUUGGCACCCCCUCUAAAGAUUUGUAAAAAGGGUUAGUAAAAAUCCACCUUUUGGUGAAGUAGUUUCAUAUCACACUGAAAAAAUUAGAAAAAUCCAACCUUUUCUUAAAAUAAAUUUAUUGAAAGAAAAACAAAUCCUUCAUCAAGAAAUAAUUAUUAUCAACAAAAACACAUAUGUGCUACGAUUAAUGGAACCCCUGCUUUUAAUUUUAUAAGGUUAGAGAAUACCAAGCAGAGCACCUGAGUCCAUUCCUCUUUACAGAAUCUCUCCAGAUCAUCCAGGGUCCUAAGCCAUCUCUUGUGCACUAUCCUCUUCAGCUCAGCCCACAGGUUUUCUGUGGGGUUCAGGUCAGGGGACCAUGGCAGAAGCUUGAUUCUGCGGUCAGCUAACCAUUUCGACAUGUGCUUAGGAUCACUGUCUAGCUGGAAGAUCCA